Messenger RNA from Daphnia pulicaria, 1031 nucleotides. RefSeq lists its product as uncharacterized. The record is from RefSeq and is a predicted model, not a curated record. The coding region runs from base 340 to 918 and encodes 192 amino acids. Lineage: Eukaryota; Metazoa; Arthropoda; Branchiopoda; Diplostraca; Daphniidae. The transcript is spliced from 2 exons.
UACGCAUUUCAUCAUUUCAUUCCGUAACGGAAAAAUGAUGAUGGAUGUUGUUUGCGUCUGCCUCGAGUGGUUUCUCUGCAGUUUUCCUUCGUUCCUGAUUGGCUCUAUAAACAGUACGUGUCGUCGUAAAAGUAACAUCACAAGAUGCAAACGUUUGACACGAACGAAUAGAUAAAUUUGAAAAAAAAAAAAAAUAGUUCAAAGCCAAUCAACGCUCUGUAAAUGAUCCAGGGAAGCGUUUGGCUAUAAAUAGUCGACUCCUGCCGAUUGAAAAAUGUACGCCAGUCCAUCCUGAAAGCUCACGAACGAUAUAAUAAAUAAUUUAAUUAUCCCGACAAGAUGCGCUUUGAAAUUGUUUGUCUGCUGGCUCUGGCCGCAGUUUCCGCUUACGCCACAUCGCCAGUUGCUCCCGCCCAGCCGGAACGAUUUCUCCUAUCCACCGGCACUCUGUCGUUCACCACCUUCACGGUCGUCAAGUACAGAACCACCAUCACCACGACGUUUACGUCCACCACCAGCUGCACGACCUCAACUGCGGCCCUGACGACUUGCACCAUCGGCCGACGUCGUCGCGGUCUCUUCUACGACGAAGCCGCCGCCCAGGGCCGUGACCGACGCGGACUCUUUUACAACGACGAAGAGGUCGACAACAAGGACGGCAGUGUCUUCCUUCCAUCCGAAAAGGCCAGCGAUCCAGUCGCCGAGGUGAGCAGCACAUCGAUCGACGAAUCUUCCGUCGUUCCUUUGGAAAUUGAAGCCGGAUUCGCCGUGCCGGAAGGCAGCGGACCUAACCGCUUCUUGCUGGCCAUUGGCACGUCGACCGUCACCAGUAUCAUCGUCACCUCCACCACCAUCAGUCUGACAGCCUUCUGCGCCAGCACGAGCGGUUUCCCCGUCUGCGGAGGUGCCGGCAAAUAAAAAUUCAAUUCAAUGGCCAAUUACUACUAUACAUUAAUUAACCGUUUAUGCUUUUUUGGAAAUUGAUUUGAUAUCGCGUCAUCCACUUAUAUUAUACAUACAUGAACAUUUUG